Messenger RNA from Vitrella brassicaformis, 2258 nucleotides. The record is from the annotation of a GenBank genome assembly. NCBI's taxonomy places the organism in Eukaryota, Vitrellaceae.
AUGCACAGCAGCGCCCUGUGGCUGCUGCCGGUGCUGCUGGGGCUGCUCGGCGCCUCUCUCACACGUGGUCAGUUCAACACAAGCAUAACACACACAAGAAGCACACAUAUGGCUGUAUUUGUAUCUGUGUGCUUGAUGUGUGUGAUCAGGUGAGGUCCACGUGUUGACGUCAGAGAACUUCACUUCCUUCGUCGAGGGCAAUGACAGAGUGCUGGCGGAGUUCUAUGCGCCAUGGUGCGUGUGCGUGAGUGCGUCCACACCCAUACGUGUCGGAGGCCACACCUGUUGUGUGUGUGUGUGUGUGUGUGUUGCGGAUCUGGUGCAGGUGUGGUCACUGCAAGGCGCUUGAGCCCGAGUACACCAAAGCGGCCGACAUGCUCACAGACAAGGGAGCCGUCACCAAACUCGCCAAGGUCAGCCACCACACGGCGUCCAGCGCAUACGCACUAUGAACUGCUGGAUACUCACAUGGCGCAGAUCGACGCCACCGAGCAGAGGGAUUUGGCUGAGACCUAUGGCGUGAAGGGGUACCCGACGCUGCGGUACUUCGACAGCCGCGAUGCUGACAUGCACAUCGAUUACUCGGGGCCGCGGGAUGCUCAGGGUACGUGCCAAUCAGCGGCUGCCUGCAUGGACAUUCUCAUGCAAUGUGUGUAUGCGUGUGGCCCUUCAGGCAUUGUGAGCUGGCUGACGAAGCGGGAGGUGCCAUCGCUUACCGUCCUCGACACCGAAGAGGUACACAUGACGCAACCCAUGAGCCCUCGAGCACCUGAACAGAUACGCUUGGGGCAUUUGUAUGUGCAAACACGCACAGGCCGCCUUGGCGUGGGCUAAGAAGCGCGACUACGCCAUCGUGGCUUACGGCCUUAGGAAGGGCGGCAAGAAAUCAAAGAUGGUGCAGCAGAUAGCUGAGGACCUUCUGGACAACGACGAAGACUUUGCCAUCGUGUAUGGGGCCACCAAGGUGCGUGGGUCGAUGAACACGUCAACACAUGCACCACACAGCUCUCCACGUGUGUGUGUGUGCAUGUGUGUGUAUGCAGGAUGCCCCCCAUAGGCUGAUGUUCUACCGCAGUCGGUCUAAGUUCCCCUCUCAACACGACGCAACGGGUGAGUGUGCGUGCGUGUCUGUCGUGCACACGAGCGCAAUCACGCGUAUGGGUGCAUUGCAUUUGUGGGCAGAGAUCACCUACAAGGGCAGCUGGUCUCGCGAGUCGAUAGAGGACUGGAUCGCCGAACACAAAUACCCUUUCAUCAGAGACGAAGUCAACACUGGUACGCAUAAACACGUGUGCCUGUUGUGUGUGGGUGGGCAUCCGGCUGUCCGUGUGUGUGCAGAGAUGUAUCUCCAGCAGAACCAGAGGAGGUCAGCUGUCAUCGUCUCACAAGGUCAGCAUUCCACCGACGCACUGACCUGACCGAGUGUAUGUGUAGAACCGUGUGUGUGAUGUGUGCCCGCGUGUGUGCGGCAGUUGACACCGACCGCGCGGACUCCUACCACAUGCUGGAGCCGAUCAUCAAGAAAUACAGGGGGAAGGUGAGCGAUGAUCUGCAGAUCAGAUAUGCCCAUUCACCGCGUGUGUAUGGGAUGAAUACUCACCUGUCGGGGUCGGCUGUGUAUGUGUGUGUCUGGUCAGCUCUACUUCACCUACAUGGACCCAUCCCAGUGAGCGGAUCAGAUGCACACACGCCGAUAUGUCGUCUGAACACCUUGAUGCACACUGAUGCCAUCAGUGUCCAGGGUCCCCAUUUGGGUCUGAAGGGGGCGCCGAAAGAAGAGAUACUCAUCCUGGACAGAUCCAAAGUCAAGGUACGCACACUCACAGACGGGGACUCAAGGUGUACCUGUGUGGGUGCGGGUGACUGUCUGUGUGUGUGUGUGUAUGUGUGUGUGUGCACAGGACAUUGAGAAAGACGCUGCGGUUAAGUACCGGCUGGAGGGGCCAUUUACCGAGAAAAAGAUCGAGUACAGACCACACACACACACCUGCACACAUCUACGUGUUCAUUCUGGCAGGGGCUUCUUCGGCAAGUGGGAGAAGGGCAAGCUGAAGGCCUUCAAGCGGAGCGCACCCAUCCCUGAAAGCGAAUACGACGGAAACGUGCGGGUGCGUGCGUCAACACUGACACACACACGUGCACAUGCACUUACACGUGUGUGGGUGGGUAUGGUGCAGGUGUUGGUGGGCGACACGUGGGAGUCGGUCGUCAUGGAUAAAGACAAAGAUGUCUUCGUCGAGUACUACGCCCCAUGGUGA